AUGGGUCGACCUUUCCCCACCCUCCCACCAACCUGUUGCCAGUCCCCCCCCCCCCUCCGGGUUAACCUGAGCUCCCCGCGUGCCACCCCCCCACCCCGCCCACCCCCCACACCACCCCACCCACGACCCCCCAUUCACACUUCACCCAGCCUCCCAUGCAGAAAACCCCCAUUACAGACCACCAUCCCCCGCCACGCCCCGCCCUACACCGCCUCGAUUCCAGCCGCGUACCAAUUAGCACCGCCACACCGCCAGCCCGCCUCCCAAGCCACCAUCAGACCACCAUCAGCCACCCCACCCCAUUCAGACCCCAUCAACAAACCACCAUCCAGACCCCCAUCAGGACCACCAUCAGACCACCAUCAGACAUCCGACCCCAUCAGACCACCAUCGGACCACCAUCAGACCACCAUCAGACCUCCAUCAGACCACCCAUCAGACCGACCAUCAGUACCACCAUCGACCAACCAUCAGACCACCAUACAGACCCCCAAUCAGGACCCCCAUCAGACACAUCAGGAACCCCCAUCAGACCAUCAUAGCCUCACGCCCCAUACCAUCAGACCCCCAUCAGGGACCCCCAUCAGACACCAUCAGACCAUCAUCAGACCCCCAUUCAGACCCCCAGCAGACCCCCAUCAGACAGCCAUCAGACCACAUCCCAUUCAGACCCCACAUUUCCCCAAUCAGAACCCCUCAUCAGACCCCCAUCAGACCCCCCAUCAGACCCACCAAUCAGACCAUUCAUCAGACCACCAUCAGAACCACCAAUCAGACCACCAUCAGACCACAAAGUCAGACCACCAUCAGACCCACACAAAUUCUUCCAAGGCUCCGACGGAACAGAGCCAAGCGAGAGCAGAGGAAGGAGGAAGCUUCGAGGUUCAUGAUAAUCAUGAAUGGGCCCUGGUCAAAUAA
This is a messenger RNA of Salvelinus sp. IW2-2015, 918 nucleotides long. Lineage: Eukaryota; Metazoa; Chordata; Actinopteri; Salmoniformes; Salmonidae. The record is from RefSeq and is a predicted model, not a curated record.